AUUCUUCAAAAGAAGGGAAGGCAAGAUGAAGAGCUCUUUGCCGUGGGUGGCUUUGGCCGUCUCCCUGGGGUUCGUCCUUGUGGCAGGUUAUCAAUGGGAUGAUGGUGAGGAGCGUGUGCUGGUUAAUAACAAGUGUAAGUGCGUAACGGUGACCUCAAAGUUCGUCCCCUCCAAAGACAAUCCUGAGGAAGAAGUCCUGGAGAGAAACAUACGUAUCAUUGUCCCACUCAAGAGCCGGGAGAAUAUCUCUGAUCCCACAUCCCCACUCAGAACCACUUUUGUCUACCGCAUGACUGAACUCUGCAAAAAAUGUGAUCCCGUAGAAAUUGAGCUGGGGGGUGAGACAUACCAGGCCCAGCAGAGCAACUCCUGCAACGAGCCAGAAACCUGCUACACCUACAACAGGGACAAAUGCUACACCACAACCUUCCCUUUUGUCUACCACGGGGAAACAAAGCAUAUUCAAGCAGCACUGACACCAACAUCCUGCUAUGCCGAAUAGCUCAAUCCACUGCUAACCUAACACCUCGUUGCACUCUGUUUUCCUAUCACCAGCCCAUGUAUAGCACUGUAGUACUUGGAUGACAGCGUAUAAAAUGUCAGUUCCCAGAAUCAUACAAGCUUACUUCAUGUCAUUUUUCAAUAUCAAGAGUAUCAUCCCUAAGAGUACUUGCUGGCUGUCAGAUUCUCUUCUCUUAUCCUUGUCCUGAUAUGAGCAGAUAUUGCAACACCAUUAUAUGUCUUAGACUUCAUCAUCAGAUUGAUAGACUAGACCCUCAAGCAGCUAUAAAUCACUAAUUCCUCUGAAAUCAAGGGAACAACAGUAGUUAACAACAACAAUGGAGAAUCUUUUUUGACCAUCUUCCAUCAGUCUGAGUAAGGCUGCCACGGACAUCAGCAGAAAUGUCCAUCUAUUUCGACUGCUUCCUGAACAAUCUAAUGCAAACCUGUGUGCAACCAUUACACGAGACACUUUCAUUAAUUUAGAACAAUUUAUGUCAUUAUUAAAAUCUAUUGUACAAUCAUAUUUGAGAGAAAAAUCAGGUGUGAGACUGAAUUCAGAUUUCAACUUUUUUUUUUUUUUUUUUUUUUGUAAUUGAGCAUUCUGUAUCCUUUUAGGGCUACGGCUAUCGUAAGCUUACAGUCUUCACUUAGAUAUAGUAAGUAGGUGCCAAGAUCCCAGCCCUUUUAGCAAUAGUAAACCAUAUAUCUAUUUUUUUUCAUUUCCCACACUUACUCACUGAUAAUGAUGUGUUCUCAGUUCAAUUGAGGUUGAACACAAUCAGGCUGGCUUGAAUUUGUUGUUCCUUGUUUUGCUGCAAAAAAAAUAUAAUCCUAUGAAGCUGCCUCAAUUGCAAGAGUAGGGGCCUUAGUUAGAGAUUCAUUCCCUUUUCUACAACUGUCUUUAUUUCUGUUCAUAUAAGAAACCUCCACCAAAUAAAGGAGCUGAUUCUGUACUGUCCAUUACAUUUAAAUGGAUUACAUCUGGUAUUGUCCAUAGACAUAAUGUAUGUGAGUGCAUAAGGUGUCCAAUGUUGUAUUUGGGAUGGCUAAUGUGUUCCUCAGUGUUGGCAGAAGUUGAUUGCAAAGGCUUAGGCUGUUCUGAAAAGGUCUUACGUGGCUUCACACAUUAUUGCAAUAACAACAAAACAGCAAAAGAAAUUAUCAUAGUUUUAGCUUUGUUAAUUCAACGUUAAAUAAACUUCUUUCUGCAGCAGUC
Messenger RNA from Gallus gallus (chicken), 1720 nucleotides. RefSeq names its product joining chain of multimeric IgA and IgM (gene JCHAIN). Gene Ontology annotation, molecular function: immunoglobulin receptor binding. Gene Ontology annotation, biological process: humoral immune response. The record is from RefSeq and is marked validated. Bases 26 to 502 code for a protein of 158 amino acids. Lineage: Eukaryota; Metazoa; Chordata; Aves; Galliformes; Phasianidae. Gene Ontology annotation, cellular component: pentameric IgM immunoglobulin complex. The transcript has 4 exons.